UAUUUUGGGAAAUUGAAGGACAAUUUGGAGUAUAAACACAAGUCCCUGGUGGACAACCCCCAUCAGAGUCGCUGGAAGGAGGGCGACUGGUCAGAUGACUCCGAUCAGAUGAUUAUAAUAAUGAUGUCCCUCACAGACAACAAUGGAAUGGUGAAUCAUAAAGACAUUGCCCACCUAUUUCUGGACUGGAUGAAGAAGGGAUUUCCUGAGUUGGGGGAUUUUGUUGGAAUGGGAAUUGGAAAAACAACCGACCGUGUUCUACACCACAAAAGUUACCGUGAUGAUCCUUACACAGCGGCGGAGAGUGUAUGGAGGGAGAGCCAGUGUAAGGUGGCGCCCAAUGGAGCUGUGAUGAGGACCAGUAUCCUGGGGGUCCACAUGUUUCAUGACCUUGAACAGGUGGCCAGGAAUGCAGCAGAUGUGGCCAGAAUCACUCACUUUGAUCCAAGAUGCCAGGCCUCUGCGGUUGCUGUGUCGGUUGCUAUAGCGAUAAUGUUGCAGAAGAAAGAGAAGCACUUUGACAGAAGGGGUCACUACAAUGUUGGCGCCAUCAUUAAGGAUAGCUAUGAUAUUGCCGUCAGAUACAUUGAGGACAAAGAACAGUUGGCUUAA
Molecule: messenger RNA, 612 nt
Organism: Saccostrea cuccullata (small rock oyster)
Lineage: Eukaryota; Metazoa; Mollusca; Bivalvia; Ostreida; Ostreidae
Exons: 5
Source: RefSeq, a predicted model, not a curated record